AUGGCUAUCUACAGCGCCGUUCCCCCGCCGCCCGCGUUGCAGUCGCAUUCCACCGCCCAAUCCCAGAAUGCCUCGCAACAGCAGCAGCCGCCCGCGGCCUCUGGCCCACUCGACAUCGAGGCGUGGACCAUCUCGGCCCUCGAGGCCCUGAGCGUGUCACCGACCGCCACCGGCACGACCGGGAGGCCACUCGGCAUCCCCCUCGACGAGCACGCCAAUCCCGGCGCCAAUGCCCAGCCGACCACCGCACGGGUGACCAUCGCAACCGCCGACGGCACCCAUCCCACAACAGACGGCAUCACCCCGCCGCGCCGGCCCCCGUCCCGCCGAGACUCCCUCCGCCGCAGGGAGCUCCUGCUCAAGGGCAAGGAGGGCUCCCGCCAGCGCCGACGCUACGACAUGAAGCGCCUGACCGACGUGCCCAACGUCGAGCCCCCGGAGCCCAGGGACUGGGAGCCCCGGCCCGUGUACCCGAUCCACCACGUGCCCUACCACGUCGCGGGGUUCUGGGACCGCGGGCUCAGCCAGCAGGCCGAGGCGCGCAGCAACAAGAAGAACACGGCGGGCGCGGGCGCGGGCGCGGGGAGGGUGCCCCGCGAGCUGCGCGACACGGUCAAGCGCACCCCCGGCGUCAAGGGCUGGCUGCGCGCGCUCGAGGAGCCGGUGCGCAAGUUCCUCGUGGAGAGGCACCGCGCCGCGGGGGAGGCGCCCGUGGCCGAGGACGAGUCGGACGAGUCGGACGACGAGGUCGUAUUUGUCGGGCGCAAGAAGACGGGCGCCGCCGUGGCGGGCCAGCGUGACGGCUCCUGGAAGACCGCCCACCGCGAGGUGCGCGACGGGCCGGCCGUCGACCGCGGUAUGGUGUUUGACUCAUCGCCCGAGGACGACGACGCGAGCGGCGCCUUCAAGAGGUGGCUUACGCAUUCCAUCUCCGAUUACUACGGGCUUGUCUCGAGGUCCGUCACCGUGGGCAGCCCGGCGCGGAGGUGUGUCUAUGUUGGCGUGCGGGAUGUCGACCUGAAGAUACGCACUGCGCUGCCCCGUCCGCUCUGGGAGCUUUUCUAA
This is a messenger RNA of Diaporthe citri, 1065 nucleotides long. RefSeq lists its product as uncharacterized. Gene Ontology annotation, molecular function: nucleic acid binding. The record is from RefSeq and is a predicted model, not a curated record. Lineage: Eukaryota; Fungi; Ascomycota; Sordariomycetes; Diaporthales; Diaporthaceae. The transcript has a single exon. Bases 1 to 1065 code for a protein of 354 amino acids.